Molecule: messenger RNA, 4659 nt
Organism: Dendronephthya gigantea
Lineage: Eukaryota; Metazoa; Cnidaria; Anthozoa; Malacalcyonacea; Nephtheidae
Product: microtubule-associated protein futsch-like
Exons: 20
Coding region: 94-3840 (1248 amino acids)
Molecular function (GO): protein binding
Source: RefSeq, a predicted model, not a curated record
GAGAACUUUACACAACAUCUCAAAAUAUCCUUGUUAUGGUCUGGUUGGAACAAAACAUGACUUAAAAUCGAAAGUUUUAAUAAUAUUUGCGCCAUGGCUUCUUUGAAUAUCGAAAAUUGGACUCCUAGUAAUGUCGCCGAGUGGAUAAAAGGACUUGGACCUCAAUUUGAAUCUUGUGCUGAGAGCUUUGUUGAUGAAGAAAUAAAUGGCAAAGCAUUGUUGACUAUCAAUACAGAAUAUUUGGGAGAAUUAGAUAUAAAAGAUUCUAAUGAUCAAAAUGCGGUAUUGGAUGCAGUUCGUUGUCUAAUUGAAGUGGAAUCCUGUCUUCAAGAAGAGACCGUCCAUGGUCAGGUUGUUGUUGUUAAUAGUCAGACAAAAAAAUUGAUUGAUAAACUAGAAAAAGAAGGACUUGAAGCCAGUGAAGGAGACGUCAAUACAAGCCAAAGUUCUAUGAAAAAUGCAGAACAAGUUUAUCAACUAGCAAAGAAACUUUUGUCAUGGCUUUUGAGGACACCCUUUUCAGAGAUGAAUGCAUGUUGGCCUCUGAAGGAUUCUGUUUGUCGUGUUGUGAGAGAUAUGACUGAUGAGAGUUUAUUGAAGAAUCGUGAGCAUUUACAAGAAAAUUUGAAAAAAAUUCAACUGUCUUUUGAAAACUUCCUGAAUGAGGAGCCCCUACAUGAGGCAUUUAAGCAACCUUCUAUAUUGGUCAAUGAGGAGUUCACUUUGGAAGGAGAAGGAUUGGGAAUUGGCAUCACGACAAUUCAUCACAUUCAUACCGUAAAUUCUGUUGCUGUAGAGUCGCCAGCAGGAAAGAAUGGAAACAUUAAAAAUGGCGAUGAAAUCGUGAAUGUCAACGGGCAAUGUGUUAUUGCUUGGCCACAGAAGAACGUGAUAAAUCUUAUGAAAUUAAAAGAUGACUCGGUCUCGUUGACAUUAAAGAAGCUCCCCCUUGUCAAGGGACCUCUGAACAAGCCUUCAGACAAGACUGGCACCCCCCUGAGUGAGAUGAACGUUGUCAUGGAUCGUACGAAGGUUGUGCCAGAGAGACAAGCUCGUGCUGAAAUGAAGGAAGCUGGAAUCAAGGAAGAGACGAGCUUGGAAAUGCAGGCGAUCGAAAACGAGAAUGCCGCCGAAGAAAACUCCAAAGUGGAGGCAAGGAUCGAAGGAAUAAAAGAAGAAGAGGAAGGAAAACAAGAUGUAGUGGAAAAUGGAACGAGUAAAGUGGAAAACGUGGAGCCAGUUCCAGAGAAGGAUGAAGAGAAAAAGGUCGAAGAACAAGAAGCUCCUGCAAAAGACAAGGACAAAACAGGCGAGAAUGAAAUAAAAGUUGAAGCUGAGAAAGACGGCGAGGUUGAAAAGCCCGAAGAUGGGGAAAAAGAGGCCGAAAGUGAAGAGCUGAAAAACGGUGAAAAAGUUGACGAAACUAAACCUGACGAUGUUGAGAAAAACGGCGGCGAGACGAAGGAAGAGGCUGCGGAUAAAACCGAAGAAGAAGAAGCUCCAGUUGUUGCUCCGGAAGACAAGUCAGAGGAGGUGGAAGCACCGAGCGAAGAUCAAGGAAAGAUCGUCGAUACUGCGUCUGGCGAAGGAAAUGAUGGUGCGGCAAAAAUUGAAGAAAAUGGCGAUGUCAAUGCCGACGCUAAAGAAGCGGAGAGUCUUGAGAAGAAAGCCGAGGUGAAAAAUGAGAAGAUUGUCAAUGGUGAAGCGACUGUGGAAACGCCACAGAAAUUGGAGAUCAUUCAGACAGAGAAAACAGAUCAGACUUCGUCUACAGAACCCAAGAAGACAGAAGAAAGCGAUCCUAUUGUUGAGAUAAAUGUUCAAGCUGCAUCUCCGAAGAAAGAAGCCUCAGAACUAACUGUGACACAAAACGGCGAAAAUGAUGUGCCUACAAGUCCAAAGCCAGAGCCGGUCAGCCCGAGCAAGAAGCCAAGUCGCCCUGACCUGCCAAGGAUGAAAAUGGGCUCAGUAAAGAAUGUCACCGUUGGAGGAACAAAGAGAAAAGAAGUCGAAGUUUAUGGAGUUGUCAGACGACAAAAAAACCAAAACCAGAUUGCAGGAACGGCAACCAAACGCAUCUCAUGCAUCGAGCUUGGUGAAGCAGAUUGCGAAGGAUGGCUUACGAAACGAAGUGGGGGUCAUGGUCUAACACCGACAAGAUGGCGGCGGCAAUGGUGUGUGCUGAAAGAAGAGCAUUUGUACUAUUAUAAAACAUCGUUUGAUCGAGAGGCUGGCGGUGUUAUCGAGAUGACGGGAUAUAAUAUGUCAGCUUCUCCAGAAAUCAAGAAGCCUUUUGCAUUCAAGUGUGAAAAAGACGGGGCGAAGAAGUAUUUCUUUCAUGCGGAUAACGAGGUGGACAGGGAAAUGUGGAUUAAAGCUCUGAAUGCGACAGCGCGUGGCGAGAAGAAGCCGAAGGAGACUGGUGUACCUCAGAUGCACGAAAACGCUGAGCGCAAGGGUAGUGUUUCGGGGCUCAAGGUGUCGCAAGCCAAUAGACCGAGGACUGGGUCUGUCUUAGCGGGAAUCCGAUUCAAUUACUAUGAUGACGAAGAUAUUGAGAGAGAUCGUAAAGUCGCUCACGAACCAGCGCAACGCGAGAACGAGGGCCUUGUAAACGGACAAAAGGCUGACCCUGAACAAAGUACCGGGGAUGAAAAUGCCGCUUGCCAGAAUGUCCUCAAAAUUGCGGCCGGCGUUUCAGAUGACGAAAAGAAGACCGAUUCAAAUGAGAAGAAUACAACAGACGAAGCUAAUAACGAAUCGCAAGAGAAAGGGGGCGAGGAACAAGCGAAGGACACACCAACUACAAAUGUGGAUAAUAUUGAACAUAAUAAGGAUAGUCAAGAUACAUCGGAGAGCAAGGAUAAAACGGUUAAUGAGGACUCCAGUGUUGUAGUAGGUACACAAGAGGGAACGAUAGGUAAGGAUUCGGCAGAAAUGAACGAAGAUGUUGCGACGAAAUCCGAGGAAGAAACGGUAAAGCUCGACGAUAGUACGACCAAGUCUGAAGUUAAAUCGGAAACCUCUGAAGAUGCACCGCAGAAGUUAGAAGAUGAUACCACAAAAUGCGAGGAUGUUUCGUCGGGGUCCGUAGAAGAAACGGUUAAGCCCGAAGAUACUACGACAAAGUCUGAACAAAAGGUAGAAACCUGUAAAGAUGAUGUUCCUAAGUCCGAAGAAGAGACGACAAAACCCGAGGAUGUUACAUUGAUAUCCGAAGUAGAAACAAAACAGCCUGAGAACAGCACGACGACAGCCGACGAUACAGUGGAAAACGCCGAAGUCGUCACCCCAAGUUCAGAAGAAGAUACGACAAAGCCUGAGGAUAGGGAGCCAAAGUCCGAAGAUAGUACGACAAAGUCUGAAGAUAGUACGACAAAGUCGGACGAUAGCACGACGAAAUCCGAAGAUAACGUGGAAACGCCGAAGUCGGACGAAACUACGGUGGAGUCCAACGAUUGUACCGCCAACUCUGAAGAUAAAUCGGAAACGUGCGAAGAGAAAGCGGAAACCUCCGAAGAAAAGCCGAAGGAUGAAUUUGAGGAAGUAGCAGAGUCAAUCAAGGAAGCGGAAAUAGGCAUUGAUGGCUCGGAAAAGUCCGCUGGUGCGAUAUUAAGGAAGCUCUCCAUGAAUUCGGAAAGCGAAAUUAUGGAUAAAGUUGUAAAGUUGCGAAUCUUACGACAAAGUUUGAAGGACAAGGAACAGAGUAUGGAUGCAAUUGACGAACUUCUGACAUCAGAAGUCACUCCAGAAUCAAUUGCUCAGUGGAGAGCGAAGUAUGAGACUAUUACCAAUUCAAGUGAAAAUGGGAACGACUUGAAUGAGAAUAGCCAAUUAUAGCCGUGCUCAGCGAAUUUCAAAAUUAUCAUGCGCUGUUUGUUACUAAGCAAACCUCUUUCGUGUUGUGAAAUGAGCAGUUUUAUUGAAGCUACUGAGGUAUAGCUUGUUGUAUGCGACCUUCCACGACCGAAUCGGUCGAUGAUGAGUUUACCUAACACCGCUUGGAGUGUCUGCAAUUCAUAUACUAAGGUUGACGAGUAAUCUUGACUUCUUACAAGAUAUUAUGCCACCUAUCCUAGGGGCAGUUUGUUCAAAGUUUAAAACCUGGUUAGCUUACUUCUACGAAUCAAAUUUUGCAAGAACGUAUUCACUAAAUUUGACAUGCUCUUCCAUAAAUCCCUCCUGGCUCAGUGGAGGUUUCGUUUUCAGGAACCGGUUGUAAAAAAACCCAUCAAACUAUAUUCUCGGUAGUUAAAUCGUUGUUAACCGCAAAAUAUACGAUUCUUAUUGGCCAUACUAUCACUAACUCUUCUCUAGGAUUAGUCCCUGAAGUUUUACAUUAAACGGUCAUGCAGAACUUGUGCGGCUUUGAACAGGCAGUUCUUGGAUAAUUGAAUUUCGACAACUUGUUAAUAAGUGUACUGGGUACUACAUUUGAGUUCCUUUUAGUUUACUAAAAAAUAUAUAAUUUUAUAAUCAACAACACACACCUAGCUUCAUGUUAGUAUUAUUUACGUAUUGGAAAGUGUAUAAUUAUUUUUGUAGUGAUUUUUAUGAAUAUGAAUGAAUACAAGAUGUCUGCAUUAACAGCAUCAAAUGUAAUUUUGAUUUUCAAUGAAAAAUGAAUGGAAUUAGAUGAAAUUAAAUAUUAUCGAUGAA